AUGGCACUCAAAACGCACCUUACUGUCCUUCAAGAGACAGCUCGUCGCGCCCCAUCCUCCGUCGCGUUCAAGCUUCCCCGAGCCGAUUCUCAGAGCACCUACGCUCAUGACUGGUACUCAGUUACCUAUCAGCAAUUCCUUCACGAUGUUGAACUCUUCGCUCGACACUGGUUGUCGGUCCUCAGCAGCAAUGGUGUUGCACCUGGCUCUGUCGUGAGCUUGUGGCUAGGUGGUUACGGCUAUGCCGAUGUACUUAAUAUCUAUGCUAUAUCGCGGGCUGGUUUCAUUCCUCAACUCUUUUCUCUUCGAUUACCUUCCCCGGAAGUCGUCUUCGAGCUUAUUCUUUCCUCGGGGUCCAAGUCAAUCAUCUAUGAACCAGCGUUUUCAGAUGUCCUGAAAGCCUGUCCCGUACCAACCUAUCUAGCAUUGGUCCCAGAAACUGUCUCAGUAGUGGAUUGCACACUCCCGCCUCUCCCGAACCCUACCGCUGAUGGCAUCGCAUUCUUUUUCCAUACGAGUGGUUCUACUGGGGGUAGUCCAAAGCUUGUCCCUUGUACUUAUCGUUGGUUGGACUCCAUGGUUUCCAAAUCCUAUCAAGUUUCUCAGCCACUCCAUUCCAGCCGUCAGGAUGUCACUGUUUGGAUGGGAUCUAUGUGUCAUAUUGGCCAGUCCUUCAUGUUAAUCGGCAGUCUGCAACAUGGUUCCUGCGUCAUUCAACCUUCCACGAUUUCUUUUUCGGCGCAAGAACUUGCUGCCAUGAUCCAACGUUGCGGUCUUAAUCGCCUGAACCAAUUCGCCGCUUUCUUGGCUAAUCAUCUUCGUGCUGCGCGUCAAGACGCAAAGCUUCUGUCUCUUCUAUGCAGUCUCGACCAAGUAUUGACAAGUGGUAUGCCUCUUGCGCGUGAAGAAGAAGACUGGGCAUACGCAAACGGCAUCAAACUCAAGAACCUCUUCGGGAGUACUGAAGCUGGUGGAAUGCUCACUUCAAUCGGCGGUAGUGGAGGUGACGCACGGCUGCUUGUACCCCUUGAGGGUACGGCUUACGCUUUUAUUCCUAUCGAGGGCGAUUCUACGGCGAUCCACCAAUCAACCGGUCGGAUGCUUGAGUUCGUUAUCCUCGCUGAGUCGCGGGACUGUCCCCACAGCUCUCUUCGUCAUGGCGAUGGAAACUUUCAUACUGGCGACUUAUUCCAAGAGGUCGCUCCUGGUCGUUAUCUUUCAUGUGGCCGCAACGAUGACUGGAUCAAGUCAGAAAAUUCAUUGAGAUGCGAUACCAAAUCAAUAGAAGACAAUGCACGAAUGAUGUGCGGUGAACUGAUUGCUGAGUGCAUCGUGGUUGGAAGCGGCCGGCCGUCUCCUGUGUUGUUCGUCGAGCCAGGCACGGACAUGGACCACGAAAAGCUUAAAAAGGAGAUUAUUCGUCAAACACGACUAUUCCACUCGCGACGGUAUCUCCACGAACGCAUCACAUCUUCGAAGCACAUUGUGGUCGUUCCCCCCAAAACCCUUCCACGGACGCUCACCAAGGGCAACAUCAGACGGGGAGCCGUCGAAACCCAGUACAAAACUCUACUCGAUGGAAUCUUUGCCUGCUAG
Mycena indigotica is the source of this 1596-nucleotide messenger RNA. RefSeq names its product Acetyl-CoA synthetase-like protein. Gene Ontology annotation, biological process: fatty acid metabolic process. The transcript is spliced from 9 exons. Bases 1 to 1596 code for a protein of 531 amino acids. Gene Ontology annotation, molecular function: medium-chain fatty acid-CoA ligase activity. The record is from RefSeq and is a predicted model, not a curated record. Lineage: Eukaryota; Fungi; Basidiomycota; Agaricomycetes; Agaricales; Mycenaceae.